This is a messenger RNA of Nannizzia gypsea CBS 118893, 2292 nucleotides long. RefSeq names its product FunK1 protein kinase. Gene Ontology annotation, biological process: protein phosphorylation. Bases 1 to 2292 code for a protein of 763 amino acids. The record is from RefSeq and is a predicted model, not a curated record. Gene Ontology annotation, molecular function: protein kinase activity. The transcript is spliced from 2 exons. Lineage: Eukaryota; Fungi; Ascomycota; Eurotiomycetes; Onygenales; Arthrodermataceae.
AUGGUUGAGCUAUCUCAAGAGGAUCGCGACAUCAUUGCAGAGAAUCCAUUAGAUUACUCUUUGGUCCUCUUGCAAGGCCUGCUUCAGGAGGCCGAACAGGCACAAGAUGAUUCAUCAGCACAGGAUGAAACCCGCAAAAGAGUGAUAAGAAGGCUUCUCUCUACCCUACAGGGAGAAGAUGCUGCGUCUAAGCUUCGAUCGCGUGUCAGUGAUCAAUACGUUGACUCCGACCUUGCACUUUUAUUCAGGCGCUACCGACAAGAACGCUUCAAGUACGACCGCUUUCGAGUGCUGGUGCAGCUCAUCCUCCAAAAGGCAGCUGUCCUCGACCUUAUCGCUACCAUCUCGCGUUCCACCCCUCCGGCGAGCGAUCCGCCCUCGCUCGGUGGCACACCUUUCACUCAUUCCUUAGCUUCACAGCAAGGUAGCGAACAAACGCGUCGGUUGGUGGAAGCUAGGGUCUUUGACGAGAUUAAACACUGCACGUAUCGGGACGUUGAGGGUUUCUUCACAAAAUUCUUCGAGGGAAAGGACUGGACUCCGCGUACUACAGGAAUAUACCAGACGAUCAAAGAGCGACAGGUGGAGGGCAGCUGGACUGACUUCCCCGAUCCACCCGUGCAAGCCAAAGUCCUGCAGUGGUGGAAUGAAUUUCAGAAAGAAUUUCUCCCUGAGGAAAGAGGCCGCUUUUAUACGAUAAAGAACCCGAAGAAUCUCGCCGGUAGCGAAGCUCAGCGCCAAAUUGACCUCGUGGUGAAGCGCAACGAUGGCCAGGAACUGAGUAUGGAUUCUGAUUCAGUUCAUAACUGGAAAGAUGUGGAUGUGAUUGGUGAGCUCAAGCAGUCCAACUACGACAAAAAAGGGACACUUCUCCAGCUCGGCCGAUAUGUGCGUGAUGUCUUCUCCUGUCAGCCGACGCGUCGGUACAUCCACGCGUUUACGCUCUGUGGCAGUGAAAUGGAAGCUUGGGUAUUCGACCGUUCGGGGUCAUACGGCCCUGGUCCCUUUGACAUCCAUGACCAGCCAGAACGGUUCAUACAAGUUAUCGCUGGGUACACUAUGAUGAGUGAGGCCGAGCUCGGACGUGACACAUUUACGGAGUGGGAUGCCGACAGCUGUAGUAUAUCGAUUGACUGUGGCGAGACGAGGGACAUGGCCAAGCUACAGCUUCUGCAGGAUCCGAUCACCUACCAACGAGCUAUUGUCUGCCGUGGGACAGCUUGUUUUCUUACUAAGACGCCCAACUGUAGAGGCUAUGACUGUGUCUCUAAAUUUUCGUGGACAUCUGACCAGCGACGGCCAGAGGCAGACCUCCUUGAGUUAGCUGCCAGCAGAGGAGUAAAGGGCAUAGCAAGUGUAGUUGGUCAUCAACAGAUAACAAGCAUCACUGAGAUGCGCUCAGGGAUGGUAUUCGGAAAACCAUAUAAGUUUCAGAGCAUACCGAGUGCUUUGUCGCCACUUUCGCAGUCUUCCUCGCACCUUCACGGCUCAAGCACCACCGAAAGCCAGCCUAGAAAACGAAAAUCCGGAGAUGUUGGAAGGAAACAGUCCAAGCAAUCGAGGACCAGCAGUCUGAAGUCAAACAAACUCAAGAAUGAGGUCACAUACGACGUUGAAGAGGCUCAGAGCACCAGUCUCUUCACAGCUGGUAAAGAUGGCCCAUACGAUAAUCGCAUCUUUCGGUGUUUGGUGGUCUCCCCGGCCGGCCGAGCACUCCACAGAUUCAAGAAGAUAUCAGAACUCCUAUGUGCCCUCCGCGAUGCCGUGAAGGCUCACAGAUCCCUGUACCUUAAAGGGAACAUUCUCCACCGAGACAUUUCGGAGAAUAAUAUCAUCAUAACUGAUCCUCAAAAAACUGACGGUGUGACGGGCAUGUUAAUAGACUUGGAUCUUGCCAAAGAGCUCAGUAGUGGCAGUAGUGGUGCACGCUGUCGCACCGGCACAAUGGAGUUUAUGGCGAUUGAGUGUGCUCGCCACGGGUGGAGAUUUUCCGGUAACCCAAAGGGCCAACCAGAAGACAGUCUGUUGAUAAAGUGGUAUACUGAUACCUUUAGGAAUAUUGCAGGAACCAAACGAGGUGACAUGGGAGUCGACGGGUUUGAGGACAUCUUGGAAGAAUUUCCAUCAUCUUUUGAAUGUGUUAAACCGCUCUGCAGGGAAAUUAGGGGCAUCCUGUUUCCUUACAAAGAUGGGCUCUUCACCGGGACACCCAGGAACCCAGAGGUUCUCUACGAGCCGACAAUACGGGCGUUUGAUCAGUCUAUAGAAGACAUAAAAACUACAGAAACGUAG